This is a messenger RNA of Penicillium coprophilum, 603 nucleotides long. RefSeq lists its product as uncharacterized. Bases 1 to 603 code for a protein of 200 amino acids. The transcript is spliced from 2 exons. The record is from RefSeq and is a predicted model, not a curated record. NCBI's taxonomy places the organism in Eukaryota, Fungi, Ascomycota, Eurotiomycetes, Eurotiales, Aspergillaceae.
AUGACUACUGAAGGAGUCCCCAUGCACAUCAAGGCAGGUUCAGAUCAGGACACUGCCCAGCUAGUCAGAGAACACUCGUAUGCAUUCCAGAACAGAUUAAAUACAACUCAAACGGAUAGCCCGCCUAUUGCCGAGACACAAAAGCCUGAUAUAGACAAUCACCAGCAUGAGGAAGUGUCUGGGCUUGCGGCACCCAAGCCCGAUCCAGAGACCAAGGCACCUGCCACAGAGUCCACAGGAUCUCCCAUCGGCAGUAUUCCUGUUGCCCGUGAGUCGCAGGUCUCAGUGGGGCCCAUGAAUGAAACAGUGGCGGGCGAGAAGCGUGGCAUUGAUACCACUGUGACGCCCACUCCGCCCCUGGCUGAAAAUGAGGAGCAACAAAAGCCUGAACCGUUGCAUGAACCUGAUACCAAGAAGUUGAAGAUAGACGAAAAGCCUGCCACAGAGUCCAAUGGCACUGCGGAUGGUCCCUCCAGCACAGAAAACGCUGGACAAAAGAAGGCUAGCCGAUCCAAGAAGGAUACGAUCAAGGAUGUCGUGAAUAAGGUUAUUCCAGGAGAUGGCAUUGGUAGUCGGACUCGCAGCCGGACUAAGGCUGCUUGA